This is a messenger RNA of Eimeria necatrix, 681 nucleotides long. RefSeq lists its product as hypothetical. The record is from RefSeq and is a predicted model, not a curated record. Lineage: Eukaryota; Apicomplexa; Conoidasida; Eucoccidiorida; Eimeriidae. Bases 1 to 681 code for a protein of 226 amino acids. The transcript has a single exon.
AUGUCUGCAUCUGCAUGCGCUUUGGGGCCAUUUUUUAACGUAUUUUGCAUGCAUUUUGCAUGCGUUUUGCAUGCACUUUGCAUGCAUUUUGCAUGCGUUUUGCAUGCACUUUGCAUGCGUUUUGCAUGCACUUUGCAUGCAUUUUGCAUGCACUCUGCAUGCGUUUUGCAUGCACUCUGCAUGCGUUUUGCAUGCGUUUUGCAUGCGUUUUGCAUGCAUUUUGCAUGCGUUUUGCUGCUGCAGCGCUGCGCCAUUUGUGGGGACUUGGGCCACGUGACGAUGGACUGCAAAAUGCGGCGGGGCGACGGAGCAGCAGCAGCAGCAGGAACAGCAGCAGCAGCAGCAGCAGCAGCAAGAGGGAGGCCCCCCCCUCCGCCGCCUAUGGGGAUGCGGCCGCCAAUGCGCAGCUGCGCAGACAGCUACAGAAUUGACAUGGUGAGCAGCAGCAGCAGCAGCAGCAGCAGCAGCAGCAGCAGCAGCAGCAGUAGCAGUACUAGUGGUAGUGGUGGUAGCAGCAGCUGCAGCAGUAGCAGCUGCAGCAGCUGUGACCGCAGCAGCAGCAGCAGCAGUAGUAGUAGUGGUAGUAGCAGCAGCAGCAGCAGCAGCAGCGGAAACAGCAGCAGCAGCAGCAGCAGCAGCAGCGGCGAGUUGCCUUCCAUUUGUCUAAACUCUAAUCUGUAG